Messenger RNA from Paraphaeosphaeria sporulosa, 2010 nucleotides. RefSeq lists its product as uncharacterized. The transcript has 3 exons. The record is from RefSeq and is a predicted model, not a curated record. Lineage: Eukaryota; Fungi; Ascomycota; Dothideomycetes; Pleosporales; Didymosphaeriaceae. The coding region runs from base 1 to 2010 and encodes 669 amino acids.
AUGGCGACUUCACUGCUUCCCUCGGGGAGCAUUGCCCUCUUCGGCGCCCCGGACAGCGACAUCGGCUCGAGGGUAGCCAAAACAACGCCCAUCCAGGCAAUGCAAGUGGACAUGACCCAGGAUAUUGUCGACGAGCUCCUCGAGAGCGUGCGGACCGGGAAACCUCCGCACAUCCUCUUCGGACGCACACCUCAACUCAAGUACGGCGACAAGACCUUUACUCUACAGAGCACCUCCGAGACCACCAGAAACGAAUUGUACCACUCCAGCGGGACUGGUAGCGACGACAACCUCGAGUUCGCCAGCUUGAUCAAGCACAGCCUCGUGCUGCACAAGGCAGAGAAUGUGACUGCCGGUGUCGAUUCGGCGUUGGAACAGCUGAAGAACAGCAUGGCAGCUGUGAAAGAGAUGAAGGAAGCCAACAAGACCGUUGUCGGCGAUAUGCGCAAUGCAGGACACCGCCGCGUUCCUUCCAAAGGCUUCGUGCCGAGCCACCUCGCUCCUUCCGGCACCGGGUCGCCGCUGCUCAGCGUGCCUUCCUCACCCAUGACCAAGAGGCCACCCACCUCGCAACCUGGCGGCGCCAAUCAGGCCGUUCUUGCUGCUCUUCGUGUCCCCAUAAUCCAUCUGCUUGCUAUGCAGCCCGCCAAAGAGUCCUACUUGGCCCAGACAUGUCGGACAUCAGUAGCAAACGUUCGAGACCUGCUGCCCAAGAUCGCCAAACACACAGCAGACGACGGAGAAAAGUGGCAGCUGACUGACAAGUCUUUUCGUGAGAUCGAUCCCUACAAGUUCCCCUACAAGAGCCAGGAAGACCGAGAGCAGGCCAUCAACAGCGCUAUCAAGUCAUUUGAUCGUUUGCGUUUGUCCAAGGAGGACAAGCUUUGGCAGAUUCUCCUGCCACGUGACGAGCGAGGCCAAGGCAAGUGCCUCUCACGCCUCAGCGUAAAGGCGCCUGAGAAGCCACAGAAGGCUUCUACGCCCCUCCAUAAGAUGUCUAAGUUGAAUGAGAAGAAGCCCGCUGCGAAGAAAGCUGGGGAGAAGGAGGUGGAGAGAAAGGUGAAGGAUCCUGAAGCGAAGCCAAAGAAGACAGUGAAGGAGAGAGUUAUGAAGCCGUUGAGGGAACCUGCGCCAGCAAAGAGUUCACCGCUGCCCGCGAAGAACUCGCCUGCACCGGCUGCAACCUCGACGCCUAAACUCUCUACCACUGCACCUUCCAACCGCGCCGCUCCUGCCGACGCCAACAAGAUCCGCCCGAAGAAGGUCGCGCCUUCCGCCGAAGCCCCCUCUCCCCGCGUCAAACCUAAGAUGGCCUCCCGCGAUCUCCAGCAGAACCGCCCGUUCAGGCCGACCAAGCCUGUCAACACCAAGCCCAAGAAUCCAUCGCCGCUGUCCGCUUCCCCACCUGUCAAUGCUAGUGACUUCGAGGACAGCCACCCUGUCCACAAGGCCCUGUCUGGUGCCCCCUCUCCCGCUAAGAACUUGUCAAGCAACUCCGAUCGCUCGUUGAAGCGCAAGGCCAACGACCUGGACAGCGACAUCCACAACCAUAAUCUUGCCGUCAAGAAGCCUCAGGUCGAACGCUCCGCGCCAAACGGCACGCCCGCCAACGCCCACGGUCGACCAAAUGGCAAUGCCCCUUCGUCCAUCACCUCGCUCAAACGCCGGUCCGACGGCUCCUCCUCAUCCACUCCCUCUACAAAAGUUCGCAAAGUCAAUAGCAUCGAUACCGCGCGUGCAGCUCGCUAUCCACAAAGCUCGCAAAUCUCGCCAGGCGACUCAUCGUCGUCGCAGACCUCUCCUACGGUACCUAGUCUCAGCUUCCGCCAGACCGUUGAGCUUAGCCAGAAGUUUCAAAGGUACUACAAAAAGUACGAAGCUCUGUACUGGCAGCUGACCGAGUCGGCGACCCCGCCCUCUCAGGCUCAACGCGACGAUCUGCUCAAGAUGCACAAGAAGCUCGAAGAGAUGAAGCGAGAGAUCAAGGCCGGUGCUGGCGCGCACCGCUAA